AGCUCAGAGAUAAGGCAGGUCGGCUACGUGGUGGUGGUAUCCCUUAGAGUGCUUAUGUUCAUAGCUUCCUACAAGACAUACGCAACAAUGUGGACAAAUGUUCAAACUACACAAUGCAUUUUGCUGGCUUUUUUAACAGCCUGCUCUGGUGAGUCUGAGUGUGAUCAAGAUGAGGAAAGCUGUGUCAACCGAGACGUCUAUGACAAAAAGGUCACAGCAAUCCCGGUCACACUGAAAAAAGAAGGGGCCAAAGAGGUCUUUUUUGUGGGCAGUCCAAUCAGUUUAAUUCACAAAGGUGCCUUUGCCACAAAUCCUCAGCUUGAGAAGGUUGAGUUCCUUGGUACCUCUACAGAUUCUAUUGAACCUGGAGCAUUUGAGGGCUUAAAUAACAUUAACAGCAUUGAGAUAUCUAACACACCACUGAGGUCACUUUCUGUGGGAGUCUUUCAGGAUUUGACCAGCCUUGAAAAUCUUGUCCUGAAAAGCAACAAAAUCCAGAGUUUACAGAAGGGAUUGUUUGAUGGUCUUGAGAAACUCAAAGAUCUACAGCUGCAUAUAAAUGAAAUUGCUACCAUCGAGGAUGGGAUAUUCGAUCAGCUAGAAAAUCUUCAGAAUCUUCAUCUGGCAAAAAAUAAACUCAGCUCCAUUUCAUCAUCUCUCGUCUCAAAAUUGAAGAAACUCAAAGUAAUCAGACUGUAUGAAAAUGAAUUACCAUCUCUACCUGAUGGAAUAUUUGACAAUCUGCAAGAAAUUACAGAGAUUGCUUUACAAAACAACAAAAUAUCAUACAUACAGCCACAAUUAAUUCUGCAUAAAGAUAAUUUAGUAAAGUUAUUUUUAGACAACAACCUCUUGACAGAGUUGCCACCGCAGAUGUUUGUCAACUUUCCAUUACUUAAAACAUUGACACUGCACAGUAAUCAAUUAACACAUCUGCCACCAAACUUAUUUGGAGAAAUGCCUAAACUUACAGAGUUAAGUUUGAAGAGCAACAAUCUCACCACACUUCCUCCAGGAGGUCUGAGUGUCCUUUCAAAGCUCAAAAAAUUGGAUCUGUCAGAGAAUCUGUUUGAAACUGUGGCAGGAGAGUUUUUUGUUGGUUUGGAGAAGGUCGGAGAUCUUAAUCUUCAGAAAAAUAUUAUUACAUCCCUUACAUCAGACAAUUUUGAGCCCUUAAAAAACUCUAUAUCAACCCUGAAACUUUCUAGAAACCAACUGAAAUGGCUACCAAAUGAUGUUUUCAGUUCUCUACCGAAACUGCGUAAAUUAUACCUGGAUGGCAAUCCUUGGCAUUGUGACUGUAACCUGAAACCCUUUUACGAAUGGAUUAAAUCCAAUCCCAAAAUGUUAAAAUCUGUAGUACUAUGUGCCUCACCUGAGUCUUUGAAAGGCCAAGAGAUCAUCAAACUAGAAGAAAGUGUCUUAAUAUGUCCCACAACAAUACCUACAACAACAUCGCUUAUGACAACAACAACAACAACCACAACAUUACCUACAACCACAACAAUACCUACAACGACACCGCUUAUGACAACAACAACACCAACAACCACAACAUUACCUACAACAACACUGCUUUUGACAACUCCACCAACCACUACUGAACUUACAACAACUUUAAGAACAACAGCAAUUACAACAACUUUAAGAACAACAAUUACAACAACACAGCCCACCACACCUGUGGACCAUGUGACCCCAACAGAGAAGAGGAGAAGACCAUACACAACCCCACCACGAAGAAGCACACCCCUACCUACCACCAAUGCCACUAAAAAGCCAGACCAGGGUGAGGACAGUCAUUUGAUCAUCAUUGUAGUGGUCUGCAUGGCCGCCAUCGUCAGUACCUUUUUAGGCGUGGCCUGCUGGAAAAGGUACAAGAGAGAUAGCAGAGACUUGCACCAGCAGCCAAAGUCAAACUCAGUCAUCUUGCCCAUUUUACAAAAGGUUGAAAUCAGAGGUAUUUGACAGUCAGUUCUUACACGUACUGAAAUAAAGACUCUUUUGGACAAAGACUUUGGUUAUAUUUUAAUUUUGUCAAAAUCUCCUAAAACACUGCUUUAAAGCUCUACCAUAGAAUCACUUUGGCCUUUGUGAUUUAAAUGAUUUUAAAUUCUUUGUACAUAUUUUGAAAUUUUAAUAAAUUGAAUGUUGACUUUUAAUAUCUGCUUAAGGUUGCAGUAACUUGUCGAACACUGGUCCAUUAUAAUGUUUCUACCAUAUCAUGUUCACUACUUCAGUCCUUUGCGUGACCAAUAAAUCCUUACACUCUGAAGUAUAUGUGGGCUGUAGCAUACAACUAAUUAGAUCAAAGUCACUGACAGCAAAUGUCAAGCAUGCCAAGUCAUAAUCUACACUAUAGGAAGCAAGUUAUUCCAGUAUGAGCUAUGCCGUGCCAGUGUGAAAGAGUGACAAUGAAUUGAACUGAUAUCAUUAUUGUCAUUAAUUGUCAUGGAUUUAUACAUAGUACAGUCGUUUGCCAGAUUAUUUUACUUUUUAUGUGUUGUGCCAUUUAGAACCCAAUUAUAUAAUAAUUUCCCAAUAAUGUAAUAACUCCCAAUAAUGUAAUGAAAAUCUCUACUUAACUCCAUAAAACAUGUAAUAAAAACCUGGCAAUGUAAUAAAUUAUGCA
Molecule: messenger RNA, 2632 nt
Organism: Alosa sapidissima (American shad)
Lineage: Eukaryota; Metazoa; Chordata; Actinopteri; Clupeiformes; Clupeidae
Product: leucine-rich repeat-containing protein 15-like
Exons: 2
Coding region: 55-1968 (637 amino acids)
Cellular component (GO): extracellular matrix
Molecular function (GO): protein binding
Source: RefSeq, a predicted model, not a curated record